Molecule: messenger RNA, 693 nt
Organism: Xenia sp. Carnegie-2017
Lineage: Eukaryota; Metazoa; Cnidaria; Anthozoa; Malacalcyonacea; Xeniidae
Product: long-chain-fatty-acid--CoA ligase 1-like
Exons: 6
Coding region: 1-513 (170 amino acids)
Biological process (GO): long-chain fatty acid metabolic process
Cellular component (GO): endoplasmic reticulum; membrane
Molecular function (GO): long-chain fatty acid-CoA ligase activity
Source: RefSeq, a predicted model, not a curated record
AUGUUAGAUGAUGAUGGCUGGUUGCAUACAGGUGAUAUUGGAGAAUGGAAACAGUUGGUCGAAAAAUGCAUUUUGAAGUUGUCGCAGGGCGAAUAUAUUUCUCCUGAUAAAAUUGAAAAUGUUUCCAUCAAAUGUCCUUUCGUCGCUCAAGCUUUUGUACACGGUUCUACUCUUAAGUCAUUUCUUGUUGGAAUCAUUGUUCCUGAUGAAGAAAUUCUUACAAAAUGGGCCAAAGACAAUAACAUAAACAAACGUUUUGAGGAAUUAUGUCAGGAUACGGCCGUCAAUAUCAUGAUUCUGAAUGACAUCAUCUCCAGAGGAAAGGAAGCAAAGUUGGCGUCGUUUGAACAGGUCAAAGGAAUUCAUCUUCAUUCGCAACUAUUCACUCCAGAUAAUGGAUUACUAACUCCAACACUUAAGUCCAAACGAUUUACGAUGGCGAAAAGAUUUAAUGAUGAAAAAUUGGAGAAGAAUGAAAAAUUGGAGAAGAUUCCAGCUAAGCCGAAACUUUAAGGCUCAUGGCUGUUUUAGAUCCUUUAUAGUUUAGUUUGAUCGCUUAAUUCUUCAGGGUAAAAAUAUUUUGAAGACAAGGGUUUAAAAACUUGUUGCUCUUAAAAUAGAAUUUAAACGUCAAAUUAUAUAAAAUACAAAUAACAUAAUGAAUAAAGAGCGACUGCAGAGCAUAUUCUUUAA